AUGGAUGAAGAACAGGGGGGAACGUUAACGUUCCCCCCAGUUCAACCAUACCUUUCCGAAAAGAGUAAAUUAAUUUGGGAUAAUUUAAUUUCGAAAAAAACGAUAUCUCAAGCUGACCUAGAGGAGUUAGCGAGAGAUAUCGACAGCUUAAAAAACAAAACAGAUGUUGCCAAUUUUGAUAUUUUUAUUCAGAACCUCGAAUCGAUGGAAGCAAUCAUAAGUCUUUUAUCUUUUUCCGACCAGAUGAAUGCUCAAGCGAAAAAGAAUUUUUCCAAAACACAGGUUACUAGGAAUUUGGCUCAAUUAAGAUAUAAAGAGACAGAUAAAGCUCCAUUUUCGGUAAUCAUUGAAUCAAAAAACAACAAUAUUCACCCUAUGAAUAUAGGGAAAAUAUUGGCGACCAAUAAUAUAGAGGGAAUCAAACAAUUGAGUAGAAAGGGAGCCAACAAAGUUGCGGUUGACUUCAAUAACUUUAGCCAAGCAAAUGAUUUCAUUGACAACGAAACAAUUUUUGAUGAAAAUUAUUUAAUCUAUGUUCCAUCCCGUUUGGUGACUUGCAGGGGGGUUAUUAGCGAUGUUGGAUCUGACGUUGUAGACGAGGACAUUCUGAACUGUGAAUCACCGAUUAAAAUUGUGAGCGCCAGAAGAUUAAAUAAAAGAAAGGUGGAAAAUGGACAAGUCAACUAUGUACCUUCUGCUUCAUACCUUAUAACGUUCGAAGGAAAGACCCUACCCAAAUACCUGGGUAUCUGCUAUAACAAAAAGGAAGUGAAACUCUAUAUUUCGCCUGUCAUACAGUGUUAUAAUUGUCUUAGGUAUGGACACACAAAAAAAUUAUGUCGAGGUAAGAAAAGAUGUCGUAGAUGUGGAGAAAACCAUGAGGAGGCGGAGUGUGAAUAUGAUAUGCAGUAUGCCAAAUGUGUAUUCUGCAAAGAAAACAAUAACCACGAAUCGACAAAUCGUUUGUGCCCCGAGUAUAGUAGACAGAAAGCCAUCCGGGAAAAAAUGGCAGUGGACAACCUGUCAUAUUUUGAGGCCGAGCAAUUUUUUAGGUCGAAUAACUUAAAUACAAGAAACGUUCAGGCAUUUCCAGCUCUGCCAUCGCAGUCAAGUCGCCACUCGCGAGCUGAGGUGGUGGAAGCCCCACACCGAAGACUGUUGCUUAAAACACCGAUGAAGCCGUAUAGUAACAUAGUAGCAUCCCCUAAAAAACGUAAAAAUCCAUCCUCCCCAGGUUACGAUUCUGAGAAACACAAAAUUGCACUAACAAAUUAUUCCCCUGCCAGAGCUCAAUCGAACGGUUUUAUGUUCCAAUCCGAGAACAAUUCAUCUGUUAUCCAUUCAGAUAAUCGCCCUAGUUCUUAUACAAAUAGGGAAACCUCAGGACUAAGUAAUGAGAUGUUGUUCGCAGAAGUAGACGGCUUUUUAAGCCAAGAAUCCAUAUGUCCACAGAGUUUAGAAUCUAUCAAAAAUAUAAUGAAAGAAAUUUCCCAGAGAGUUCGUUCUCCUUCGGAGGACGAUUUCUACUAG
Messenger RNA from Coccinella septempunctata (seven-spotted ladybird), 1530 nucleotides. RefSeq lists its product as uncharacterized. The coding region runs from base 1 to 1530 and encodes 509 amino acids. The transcript has a single exon. The record is from RefSeq and is a predicted model, not a curated record. Lineage: Eukaryota; Metazoa; Arthropoda; Insecta; Coleoptera; Coccinellidae.